UCUCUCUCUCUCUCUCUCUCUCUCUCCCCCUCUCUCUCCCUCCAGCUCCCGGCUGGCCGCGGCUCCCUCACGCUCUCCCUCUCCCUCACUCUCCCUCUCUCUCUCUGGUAGGCUCUACCGAGCGAUGCGAGCUCUGGGAGACAGCGACGCCGUCUCCCGCUAGAGACCUGCCCCCCGGCCCGGCCCCCUGCCCAGCCCUGCCCAACGCGCGGGGGUCGGCGAAGGCGCCGCGGACGCACCGACGGCUGAGGACCGGCGAUGCACAUGCACUAGCGGCACCCCCUAACUCACUCCCUCCACACCCCGCGCCGCCGCCGCCGCCUCCUCCACCGCCUCCUCCUCCGCCGCCGCCUCCUCCUCCUCCGGCAGCCGCGGCAGAAGGACCCACCCUGCCCCCCACUCUACCCUCCGCCGGCUCCGGCUGCGGCUCCAGCCUCGACUAUUAUUUUAUUUAUUUUGGGUCGUGCACCAGCCUCAGUGUCUGCAGCCCGCGCCUCCUCGGCUCCGGAGCCCCAGGCCCAGACCACCCUUUCUCGACACCCCCAGACUCCUGCCAGCUGCCGCGAGUCUCCGCUGCUGGAAUCUUGUUAGCGGCAGUCUUUUCGGGGGGCUCUUGUUUCUCGACAUUUUUGUUUCUAGCCAAGGAGAAGAUAUCGUGAUUUCCCCCCCCUUUAAGCCCAGGCUCUGCUCUCUGGGGGGGUGGGGGGCGCGCCGAGCCGGGAAGCCGUGCCAGCCGAGUCGCGCGGGCUGUGGCAAGGAAGGGGCCACCAUGGGAUGUACUCUGAGCGCAGAGGAGAGAGCCGCCCUCGAGCGGAGCAAGGCGAUUGAGAAAAACCUCAAAGAGGAUGGCAUCAGCGCUGCCAAAGACGUGAAAUUACUCCUGCUGGGGGCUGGAGAAUCAGGAAAAAGCACCAUUGUGAAGCAGAUGAAGAUCAUCCAUGAGGAUGGCUUCUCUGGAGAAGAUGUGAAACAGUACAAGCCUGUCGUCUACAGCAACACCAUCCAGUCCCUGGCAGCCAUCGUCCGGGCCAUGGACACUUUGGGCAUCGAAUAUGGUGACAAGGAGAGAAAGGCCGACGCCAAGAUGGUAUGUGACGUGGUGAGUCGGAUGGAAGACACCGAGCCCUUUUCUCCAGAACUGCUCUCCGCCAUGAUGCGGCUCUGGGGGGACUCAGGAAUCCAAGAGUGCUUCAACCGGUCUCGGGAGUAUCAGCUCAACGACUCUGCCAAAUACUACCUGGACAGCCUGGAUCGGAUUGGGGCUGCCGACUACCAGCCCACUGAGCAGGACAUCCUUCGAACCAGGGUCAAAACCACUGGCAUCGUAGAAACCCACUUCACAUUCAAGAACCUCCACUUCAGGCUGUUUGACGUUGGGGGUCAGCGAUCUGAACGUAAAAAGUGGAUCCAUUGCUUUGAGGACGUCACAGCCAUCAUCUUCUGCGUCGCACUCAGCGGCUAUGACCAGGUGCUCCAUGAAGACGAAACCACGAACCGCAUGCACGAGUCUCUCAUGCUCUUCGACUCCAUCUGUAACAACAAGUUCUUCAUCGAUACCUCCAUCAUUCUCUUCCUCAACAAGAAAGAUCUCUUUGGUGAGAAGAUCAAGAAGUCACCUCUGACCAUCUGCUUCCCUGAAUACACAGGCCCUAAUACCUAUGAAGAUGCAGCCGCCUACAUCCAAGCACAAUUUGAAAGCAAAAACCGCUCACCCAACAAAGAAAUUUAUUGUCACAUGACUUGUGCCACAGACACGAAUAAUAUCCAGGUGGUAUUCGACGCCGUCACCGACAUCAUCAUUGCCAACAACCUCCGGGGCUGCGGCUUGUACUGACCUCUUGUCCUGUAUAGCAACCUACUUGACUGCUUCACGGACUCUUUGCUGUUGACGUUGAUCUCCUGGUAGCAUGACCUUUUGGCCUUUGUAAGACACACAGCCUUUCUGUAUCAAGCCCCUGUCUAACCUACGACCCCAGAGUGACUGACGGCUGUGUAUUUCUGUAGAAUGCUGUAGAAUCCGGUUUUAGUUGAGUCUUUACAUUUAGAAUUUGAAAGGAAACAAAGAAUAUUUCUCACGUGCUUUGUAGCUUUAAAAAAAGAAAAAAAGGAAAACUCACCAGUUCAUCCAUAUUUCUUUUUCUUUUUAAAUAAAGAAACGUCCACAUCUACACUCAUGCCCUCCCCAUCGCACCUUGUGGCGUGGCCCCCAGCGCACCUGCAGAGGCGCUGGCCCAUCUGCCACCAAGGGCUCCUGUGUGAUGCACUGGCUGGCAGGAGUGUGCACAGGCCGGGAUUUCCAGAAGGCACAGGCCACUGCAAGCCCUGCUGCCUGUCAGCCUCCCAGACAUGUCGGACACUGAGCAGUGGCAGCUCCCACUGUCCCAGCCAAAGCCACUCCAGCCACACAAUCCAGGUUUGCAGAGAAAAAGCACAGCUCUCACUGGCCAGUAGCUGCCAAAAAGAAUUCCUAUUGUAUGUGGGUAUAAAGAAAUAGAGCCCUACGGAAAAGGAUUUUCCUGCCAACCCCCUUUCUACAGAUUUCCUUUGUUUUUUUAAAAAUUUUUGUCCUGUGCUAUCUAGUACAUACCAGAUCAGCUAUCAUAGUCUUGAGGUGAUGGGGUUGUGGUUUUUUUCCUUUGCCAUUUUAGAUUUUCAGACUUUGAGGCGGAUGCCCUCCUUUCGUGUGUGUGCUCCCCCUCCACUCUUCCUUUGUUUCAGUGACCUGUGUUCGCUCUUUCUCAUGUGGGGAUGUUUGUGCUGCAGAUAAAAAGAACAACAACAAAAAAUUUUUAAAUACCACGUAAUGGAAAAAAAACACAAAAAAAAAUUUAAAAAAAAAAAGAUGGAAUGUAGUGUUUACAUUAAAGCCACAGUUUUCAUGAUCAGUUCUAUGUCAUUUCUACUUUGUCUAGUAUCCAAACCCCAAACCUCUUCACAGUUUCACUUUUAAGAAAAUAUUUGCUGAAGACCAGUCACAGCCAUUUCAAAUAAAGAGGAGGCAAAAAGAGAAGACACAUAAAAAAUUAAAAAUACAGAAAAAAAUACUUGAAAAAAAAAAAAAAGUAAAAAAGAAAAAAAAAAGCCCACGGAUCUUUCUAAGCCUUUCUACUCCCAGUCGGUGAGGUCUCUGUGAUAUCUUACACACUGCCAGUCACUUCUCUAAUGGAAAAGUCAUGUGCAGCUCAA
This is a messenger RNA of Cynocephalus volans (Philippine flying lemur), 3186 nucleotides long. RefSeq names its product G protein subunit alpha o1 (gene GNAO1). The record is from RefSeq and is a predicted model, not a curated record. The transcript is spliced from 9 exons. Gene Ontology annotation, cellular component: heterotrimeric G-protein complex. The coding region runs from base 770 to 1834 and encodes 354 amino acids. Gene Ontology annotation, biological process: G protein-coupled dopamine receptor signaling pathway; adenylate cyclase-modulating G protein-coupled receptor signaling pathway. Gene Ontology annotation, molecular function: corticotropin-releasing hormone receptor 1 binding; mu-type opioid receptor binding; G protein-coupled serotonin receptor binding. NCBI's taxonomy places the organism in Eukaryota, Metazoa, Chordata, Mammalia, Dermoptera, Cynocephalidae.